AUGUCCACCAAGGCUGGAAGGGCGGCCAGCGCCCUCAAGAGCGGCGUGGUGUACAGCGGGAGCGCGUUCAUGAAUGGCGUGAACGCAAUCACGCCUCAUUUCGCGGGCGCCGUGGACAUCGUCGUCGUUCGGCAGCCUGACGACACGCUGAAAAGCACGCCUUUCUACGUUCGCUUUGGCAAAUACACAGCAUUGAGGACACGAGACCAUACAGUGCGCAUCAGUGUAAAUGGUGAGGAAACGUCUGUCCAUAUGCAUCUGGGGAGCUACGGCCAAGCUUAUUUUAUUGCGGAACUCACAGAGGUGUGCAAUGACCCACAAGAGGAUGUUGCCCUUUCUGGAAUGAUUUCCCCACCCAGUGGCUAUUCAUCGGGUGAGCCUGAUGCGCCAUAUGCAAGCAAGGAGUUGGUGGAGUCUGUUCGGUCGGAGGUGGGGCGCCUUCGAAAGAAUGGUCAUCAUUCACAGCAGCUGGUUUCAGCUCCGGCUGAUUCUACUGAUGGACAGGAAACAUCUCUUCAGGCACUCUAUGAGGAAGGUUUGGCGCAGACUAUGCCUGGUCCUGUGGAGGAACCUGAAGAAGUGGAGCCCUGUGGCACUGCAGAUGGAUCUGAUGCUGAUCGUUUGGAGCCUAUGGAUGCUUCACAAGCUGCUCCAUUGAGUGACAAGGAGCAGUUGGAAGCAAUCGCCAACUCAAGUAACAAUUCCUCAAGAACACACGUCUCAAAUGUUGAUGACCGAAGUGAAGGUUCUGACAGGAUUGGGGCGCCUGCUGGAUCAGAGGAAAGUCUGGAUGCUGGCAAUGAGCCCAUCAGCGCAGAAUCGCCAUGGGCCAUCGCAGAAGAAGAGAUUGGCAGGUGUCCAGAUCGUGAACAUGGCCUUGUGGUGGAGAAGCUUGCUGGAAGUCCUGACUGGGAGGUAACAUCUGAGGGUAGAGAUCCCAAGCUCACAUCAGUGAACGAUCAGUGCUUUGCCAGCAGUGCUUAUGCUGCUGUUGGACAGGAGAAUUUGCCCGAGAAGGGGAAGGUCAGGCACUGGGUCAGCGAUCACACAAGAACUGAAACACCAAAACAGGGCAGAAGAAGCAGAAAACAAAACAGGAGGAUUAGAAUGGAGAAGCCCAUUUUGUAUGAUCAGCAGGUAGAGAACAAGGAAAGGAGUGCAAGUGGGGAACGACAAGUCCAAUGGGCCAUCGACAAUGCCCCUACCGGAAGUGCUGAGGGAAAGGAGGCUGAAGUGCUAUCUAUCAAGACAGGCAGGGAACUGCACUUGCCCGCUGCACACCAAUGCCAACAAACAGAAGCCUCUGGAUCUUUGCCAGCAGACGCUGAAGAUCUGAAUGUGCUGCCGCGCUCUUUGUCUGUGGGACCUGCUCGUCAGGGGCAAUCAAGGACAAGUGCCUGGAAAAGAAGCCGCUCUGUACCAUCAAUUGUUGACCUGGGGGAGCAGCAUCAAUCAGCUGCUUCAAAGAAAGUUCUGGGACAUAGUGCACCUACAGCCUUGCCACUUAAAGAUCUGGAGAUUAUGGAUCCACAGAAUGAUGGCUACCUGGGUGACAAUGAUCAGCCCAAGUCUCCCUCUGGAUCGCACUGUAAAGGGGUGCCCGAAGGGCUCUCUGGAUUGCAGGGGUUUGAGUUGUCUUUGUGUGGACAUCUGUUGCGUCCUGGCAUGACACCCAAAGAAGCAAGGACCGCAUUCGAGGAAAAUCGGAUCACACAGGAACAAUUCUCAGUGGAGGGGGUGAGACUGGCCCAGUCCAGGAGACUUGUCUGCAGGACAGGAGGCAUGCUUUACCCUUGGAGUGCUGCGGCACCCAUGGUUCUGGGUAUGUUGGCUUUUGGAGGAAGAUGGGACAAUUUGAUCCAACCCGGCGCAGCAAUUCCCACAGGACCAACGGACGCCGCUGAGGAAGGCAAAACAAGUACUGCAAGCAGGAAGGUGUCCAGCAGUUGGAUGAUAUGGCCGUUCUGGUGGACCUCAACGGGCGAUCUGGAUGCUGCAGAGUCUCAGAAUCCUGCAUCACCAAGGUCUGACGUACAGAGCAUCCCUGACUUGUCAGAAGCCCUUGAUGACAGCAUGUCAACAGGGGACAGGACGCCAGAGUCCAGGCAAGAGACCCAGAAGAUGCGGAAGAAACACAGGGUGGUAACCAAGAAGACACUAACACCAACUGGAGAGCAGCUUGACUGUUUGAAUUUGGUUGAGGGGCAGAACACCGUUGUUUUCCACAUAGGCGGCACACAUACAGUGCAGGCAUACAUCUAUGUGAUACACUGGACGUGCCGAUUAGUCAUUUCGGACAUUGAUGGGACAGUGACCAAAUCAGACCUCCUUGGACACUUGCUGCCAUCCAUGGGCUUCGAUUGGAGUCAUCCUGGUGUUGCCAAGCUGUACUCAAGGAUUCGGGAGAAUGGCUAUGAGAUCAUGUUUUUGAGUUCGCGAGCAAUUGCCCAAGCAAAUAUUACCCGCGACUUUUUACACAGGCUGGAACAAGGGGAGGACAAGAUGCCUGUGGGCCCUGUCAUAAUCUCGCCCCAUGGCCUGUUGCCGUCCCUUUAUAGAGAAAUGAUCUUGCGACGACCGCAAGACUUCAAGAUUGGCUGUCUCCAGGAUGUUCGAGCACUGUUCCCUGAGGACUGGAAUCCAUUCUAUGCCGGUUUCGGAAAUAGACCAACGGAUGUGAUCAGCUAUGAGAUGGCAGGCAUCCCAGAAAGCAGAAUUUUUACGAUCAACCCGAAGGGUUCAAUUGUUAGGGCAUCAAGCGUGGUGCAGUCAUCCACCUGGGCAUCCCUAUACAGUAACAGUGAACUGGUCGACGAAGUCUUCCCCCCAAUCCAAGAUUCUGGGCUUCAGAGGGAAGAAUACAGCGAUCACAACCAUUGGAAGCUGCCUGUGUCUGCUUGGUGCUUCGACGACCCUGAGCUUGCUGACAUAGGGUCGUCUGCCACAAGCCAUUUGGGGAUGACGGAGGACAGAGCCUAUGCCCCAGGCCAGCUUGCCCAAUCUGUGCUGGGAGACUGA
Ostreobium quekettii is the source of this 3018-nucleotide messenger RNA. The record is from the annotation of a GenBank genome assembly. Lineage: Eukaryota; Viridiplantae; Chlorophyta; Ulvophyceae; Bryopsidales; Ostreobiaceae.